Messenger RNA from Arachis stenosperma, 948 nucleotides. RefSeq lists its product as uncharacterized. Bases 178 to 756 code for a protein of 192 amino acids. The transcript has 3 exons. The record is from RefSeq and is a predicted model, not a curated record. NCBI's taxonomy places the organism in Eukaryota, Viridiplantae, Streptophyta, Magnoliopsida, Fabales, Fabaceae.
UUAAGUCUUAACAGAAUCCUUAAAUUAGAUGAAGACAAGUUUCUCUUUCCAGUCAAGUGCAGCGCAAACCUCUUUACUCUUUCUAACACUUGCCAAUUGCCGACACCUAAAUAGUAAAUUCUACUACCACACACCACACUACAAUCAUCGUUUGUUUCUCUCUCUAGAGAGAGAAAGAUGGCUACGAACAACACAGGGGUUAUAUUGAAGAUUGCUUUGGGGGUUGUGGCACUGUGCAUAGCAGGGUACAUAGUGGGUCCCCCUCUUUACUGGCACUUAAUGGAAGGAUUGCUUGAUGUCAACCACUCUUCUUCUUCUUCUUCUCCUUCUUGUGCUCCUUGUCUCUGUGAUUGUUCUUCCCAACCCAUACUUUCAAUUCCACAAGGUCUGAGUAACACUUCAUUUGGAGAUUGUGCAAAGCCUGAUCCGGAGGUGAGUGGAGACACCGAAAAGAAUUUUGGCGAACUAUUGUCAGAAGAACUAAAGCUAAGGGAGAACCAAGCUUUGGAACAACAGCAGCGUGCUGACAUGGCACUCCUAGAGGCAAAGAAGAUCGCAUCUUCUUAUCAAAAGGAAGCAGACAAGUGCAAUUCAGGGAUGGAGACGUGCGAGGAGGCGAGGGAGAAAGCGGAGUUAACCUUGGUAGCUCAGAAGAAGCUGACUGCAUUGUGGGAACUUAGAGCACGGCAGAAAGGGUGGAAAGAAGGGGCUGCCAAGUCUCAAGGAAAUGUACAAACUAAACUGCUUAGAGAAUAGGCAUUGCAUGACACUUUUCAAAGAAACUGAGUUUGCAGUGUUGGUAACAGAAACAAAUUUGUUCAUGGAAGGUUAAGUGUAUAAAAACAAAUGAUGUUUGUAACUUUAACGCCCAUUUUGGGUAUUGGUUCCACAUGCAAGAUAAUGCUAAUGUUACAUCUAAAAUUUUUUGUUUAAGCAGGUUCAACAUAA